Messenger RNA from Monascus purpureus, 540 nucleotides. The record is from the annotation of a GenBank genome assembly. NCBI's taxonomy places the organism in Eukaryota, Fungi, Ascomycota, Eurotiomycetes, Eurotiales, Aspergillaceae.
AUGAACAACGUCAGCAACCGGCUGACAGCACGACAUGAUAUCCAAGGGCCUUCAUUAACCGGCAAACUUUCAUACAGACGCUCGUCAAGGCUGUGGACAUUUCAAAUCCUGACUUUAUGGCAUCUAUUCGACUGUCCGUCGGGAGAUGGCAAGACUGGACAUUGGUUCCGAGCGAGAUAUCUAGAAGAGAAAUCCCUCUCUGCAAAUUACUGCUGUGUCUUUGGUAUCUCACACCACAUCCCAGGCAUCAGCAAGUGUACUUUCCAUCAUACACUGAAUGAAAAAUUCUCCUUUCUCAUUGCCAAUGGCCCCGAUGACCGCACCUACUUCUUCCUGUUUGAGCAUUUGGGCAAGAUAUUCCACGGGUCAGAAACCUCUCGAUUCACGGAAAAGGAGCUCCACGAAAUAGUCAACCGGCAUCUGGAUGACCCCAUUACCCCAGACUUCAAGUUCUGUGAUAUCUACUCCCGCAGGAUCAGGGCCGUUAUGACUCCCCUGGAAGAGAAUGCGUGUCGGAAGUGGUAUUUGAACGCAUUUUAG